CUUUGUUUUCUUUUAGGUAAGUCGUCACUCACAGACGAAUCAAAACCCUCUCUUUAUUAAUUUGCUGCUGCUGCUUUCAUUUGUAUUCUCUUGACUUGUCCUCCUCUUUCUCUCCCGUGCGCUCAUCAUUGUGGAAUGUAGCUUUACUCCCUACACAUAGCCCACCAAAAAGGGGGGAAAACCCUUCCUGUCUCUCUGAGGUCUUUCUCGCUUACUCGACUCCCACCUUGCACCAUCAGCUUCUCAGUCAAUUUCCCUUUCUGGGUUUGCUCCAAAGUUCCAACCUUUCUCAUCAGGCGCUUUCAUUUCUUUGCUGUUGGGGUUUGUCUUUGUAACGCAGUGAUGGAGUUGGAGAAUGGUGAGGGCAAGUCGAAGAUGGAAGAUUAUGAGGUCAUUGAGCAGAUUGGGAGAGGAGCUUUUGGCUCUGCUUUUCUUGUUCUCCACAAAGCUGAGAAAAAGAAGUAUGUGCUGAAGAAGACACGGUUGGCUAAGCAAACCGAGAAGUUCAAACGCACAGCUCAUCAAGAGAUGAACCUCAUUGCCAAGCUAAAACAUCCAUACAUUGUGGAGUUCAAGGAUUCUUGGGUAGACAAGGGGAAUUCUGUGUGCAUAGUGACCUCCUACUGUGAGGGAGGAGACAUGGCUGUACUUAUAAAAAAGGCUAGAGGAAUUAUCUUCCCGGAGGAGAAAGUAUGUAAAUGGCUGACUCAAUUAUUACUAGCUGUGGACUACUUGCACUCGAAUCGAGUGAUUCACAGGGAUCUGAAGUGUUCCAACAUAUUCCUCACUAAGGAGAAUGACAUCCGCCUUGGCGACUUUGGACUGGCAAAACUUCUGAACACAGAAGAACUAGCUUCCUCGGUUGUUGGAACCCCUAACUACAUGUGUCCGGAACUACUAGCUGACAUACCUUACGGGUAUAAAUCUGACAUCUGGUCACUCGGUAAGCCUUUAGGACUAUAUGUUCAGUAAAGCUGUAGAUGUAUUCACAAAGAGAAGAAAAGCUGUAGAAUAUUUCAAUCAUAUUUGAGUGACAUUUUGUCUCUUGUAUCCAGGAUGUUGUAUGUUCGAAAUCGCGGCCCAUCAACCAGCCUUUAAGGCUCCUGAUAUGGCUGGACUUAUCAACAAAAUAAAUCGAUCGCUGAUAUCUCCUCUUCCGAUUGUUCACUCUUCUUCACUGAAACAAAUUAUCAAAUGCAUGCUCAGGAAGAAUCCAGAACACAGACCAACAGCUGCAGAACUUCUGAGAAACCCAUAUCUCCAACCAUAUCUCUUCCAUUGCCGUAAUGCAUCAGCUGUUUUUCUUCCAAUACUGCCUUUGAACAACUCUCCUGAGAAAUCAAGACGAAAAUCGCUAACUAGGAGAUUCAGUGGUGGAGGGGCCAGCAAUCCUGCGGUCAGCAGAGAGACUGUAGAACAAAAUGAUCAUGUCCCACCUGAGAGAUCAAAUGGCAAUGCAACAUCAUCUACUUCUAGUGCAGAUGAUAACUUGGACAUGAAGACAGCUGAUUCUAAAACAUCUGAUACAAUCACUGGCCCAAAAGACAGUUCCACUGACUCCGAGAUAAGUGUUUGCAAUGGCGGAGGAGAGAAGCAAAUUGAUGAUUCAAGAGGUCUUCAUCAAAAGGAUGUCACUGAAACUGAAUUCGCCUCACCGAGUCCUCAGCAGGAACCUGAGUGCUUGCAGGAUCCACGAGAUGUUGAGAUCAACCUUGUGACUGAAAGAGAAGAAGAUUUCAACCUACAGGCUUCUGAGAAGGAUCAACUAGAAAUGCCAAAUGACACAACAGAGGAAACUUGCAGAGAAGAACCUGUUUCUGAGGAGACAUUGUUGGUGCCAGCUGAGAAUCAUGAAGCUCCUUCCAUGCUGUUACAGCCAACGCCACCUGAAAACCAGCUGGAGCAUCAAAAUCCAGCGUCCCCCAGAGUUCAUGCAGAAGAAAGGACUCUUUCCGAUCUUCAUCCAGCAGGUAAAGGUGAAAGUGGAUCAAAUCCUGAGAACACUAGAAAUGACGAUGAUCAUCACGGUGGCAAAGCAGCGAAUCACGAGGCAGGGCCACUACCACCUACAGCAAACCACAUCUCGCUGCUACGAACGCUGGCAGCAAUCAACGAUCAGAAGGGGGAGUGGGGGGCUCCAACCCAGCAAAGGGCAGAUGCUCUCGAGUCGUUGCUCGAGCUGUGCGCGCGUCUGCUCAAACAGGACAAGGUCGACGAGCUUGCUGGCGUGCUGAGGCCAUUCGGAGAAGAAGCUGUGUCGUCGAGGGAGACCGCGAUCUGGCUCACUAAGAGCCUUCUUUCUCAGCACAAGUAUGGAGAAGGGUCCUCAUGAAGAAGAAAAGAAACUGUGUCUAAUACUUGUGUUAUAUAUGUGUAUACAUGCAAAAGUGAUCACCCAUUUUAUUGUUAGGUUUCUUCUAAUGUUUGAUGGUGUUAUUGUAGGGUUUUGUUCUGACUGGUUUACCAAAGAGUGUUUGUAUUGUAUGAUUUGUGAGCUUAUCUACUCCAACCUAAAUAUCAAAUUUAUAAUUUCUUUUAGUUUUAGCUAUUAUUUAAAAAAAAAAAUUGUAAAAAAUAUUAUUUAGGACAGGAGAAAAGUGUAUUAAAGAAAAUGUGUUUAUGCAAUAAGUUAUUUAAUUAAUACCCUUUCAUUUCAAUAUAAUACCACCAAUCAUGGUGUGUUACAAAUUGCAAAAGAAACAAAUGAAAAGGGGGGAAUUUAAAAAAAAAACAAAUACAAGAAAUUACAUUACUAUGCUCUCCAAUCUCCAUCAUUUCCCCCAAUUUCUAUUGUCUUGGGUAUUUUUUUUUUCCUAAUUUUUUUUAUUAUUUCAUUUUUUCAUCUUUAUUCAUGCCCACGUGUCCUCUCUUAAUUUUAUAUAUAGCUUACUGGAAAUAAUAGGAAACGAGAGAGACGAGAGAAGCUCCAACCAAAGUUGCAAAGCCCGGCAACGCCGAGCUGGCGGCACUGCUGGGCCCGGCAGCAGGCCCACCCGCAGCAGCAGGUCCACCAGCAGCAGGCCCAGCUGCACCGGCCGCGGUCGCGGCCUCGGCCUCGGCGCCGGUUGGGCCUGGGGAAGGAGCGACUGUCGCCGCGACGGCUGCGUCAGCGGCCAAGACGGUGCUGAGGGAGGCGGCGGCGAAAACGACGGCGCAGCAGAUCUUCUUCAUGGUCAUGGUUGAAAGAUUCGAAACGUUUCUUUCAAGCGAAAAAAAAAACUGCUGGACGGAGAAGAAGACUUGGCUUCGGCGCCUGGAUACGGGACCUGCUUUGUGUUUCUUUGGGGUUUCGUUUUAUUCUCUUUUUUUUUUGUUUUUUUGCU
This is a messenger RNA of Linum tenue, 3323 nucleotides long. The record is from the annotation of a GenBank genome assembly. Lineage: Eukaryota; Viridiplantae; Streptophyta; Magnoliopsida; Malpighiales; Linaceae.